AUGACUAAGGGCGGUAGUAAUAAACCUACAAUGUUAGGACGUCUCAUUUUUGGUGAAAAACGAAAACAACAUGCAUCACCAACACGUCAUCGAUCAGCUACACGUGCUGGUACCAGUAUGGGUCAUGUAUCAUCAUCCAAUGGAAAUCUUGAACAUAAAAAUGCAAUUAAUUUACAGGAUUGGGCUGCAUGGCGAACUCAAUUGAAUGAACAAAUGAGUAAUGGAGCGACUGAACGAACUGAUAUAAAACAGAUGCGACAAUUUCUUCAAGCAAAUCCAUUUUAUCAGCAACAUAGUCGUGAUCCAUCUAAUGGUCAAUACGAUGGUGUUCGAUUACUUUUUUCAAUUCCUCAUGCUAAUUUAAAACCUGAACCAGUCAAUGGAUCACAUGGAGGUCGUCACAAAAAUACUCAUACGGAAGCAGAAGGUAGACUAACAUAUGAGCCAAAUACUGUUCGAUCAAACAUUGAUGAUCAUACACCAAUUACUGUUAAUUCAAUUUCUGCAGAAUCACCAUUGAUGACUGAUAAAACUAUUAGUCAAUUAGUUCCGAAAAGUUUAAUAGGAAAUACAAAUGGUUUUACUCAUAUUAAUGAACAAAUCAUUGCUACUGAUAAUCUGCAAACACAUCGUUCGAUUCGUACACCUUUUCCAACAUCAAAUCGAGUACAUUCAACAUUACAGAAAGCAGUUAAAGAUGGUAAUGUACUCGAAAAAAUCAAAGCAUUUGAAAUGCAAGCAGCUGCAGCUCAAGCUGAAACAACAACAAAAUUAUGUAGUAGUGGCAAUAUUAUUAGUAAUAAUCGAGUACAAUCAGCAGCAUCAUCCAUUCCAUCAGCGACACAUCGUGCUUUAAGUCCAUCCGUAAGACAUCCACUGCAACAUCCAGUAUUUCCUAUGCUAAUGCAACAUGAACCGCAACAGCAACAACAACAACAACACAUUCGUUCUCAUCGAAGUCGUCAUGCUCAUCCAACACAACAUCAUUAUGAUGCUCAUGGUAAGCCAAUAGUCGGUCGUGAAUCAAGAAAGGGUGCACAUGUACUUGAACCUGCUCAUGGAGAUAUUAUUCUUAAACGGCGAAUGCCUCAAAAAGCUGGCAAUGAUGAAGAUUAUUCACUUACAGCAAUGAGUUCUUUGGCACAUACAACAUCUCAAAGUCAUCAUCGUCAAAAUCCUUAUCAACAUCGAUCCAGUGCAUCUCAUUCACGACAUCGUCAAGAAAUGAUUCAUGAUAAACGUCCAUCAAGUAAUCAUGCAAUUGUUCAGAAGAAACAUCAACCAAAAUCAAAAGAAAUAACACCUACAACAGCAGCAGCAUCAUCAUCUCAUAAAACAAAUACACGUCAUCGUUGGCUUAAAGGACAUAAAGAAACACAAGGUGAAACUACAAUUGAAAAUGUUAAACAAGACAUGGUUAGUACGAAAUCAAAAAAAAACAGUAAAAAUAAAAAAGAAAAAGUUGAAUCAAAGAAAAAGACAAUAUCUCCUACUCCUAAAGGAAAAAUAUCAGCAACUUCAUUGGAUAAUAAUCGUGUUUAUGGUGUACCAAAUGCAAUAAUCAAUGAACAAACAUCACCACAAUUACCACCUCGAAUUGACGAAGAAAAUGAAUCCGAUAGAGAAGAAAAACGUAUUGAAAAUAAAAAUAAUAAUCAUAUAUCAUCAAAAGAAGAAGAUGAUGAUAUUAGUCAAAGUAAAGAAUGUGACACAGUUAUUCCUACAAACAUUGAACGACGAACAACAAAUAAAACAAAAUAUCAUAAAAAAUUAUCAAGUACUGAUGGUGAAAUUUUAAGUAAAGGUGAAGAUGAUACUCGAUUUUCACGUCCCACCGAUGAUCAUGCUCAUCGUUCUGAACUAAAUGAUGAAGAUGAUGAAUGUAAAAGUGAAGGAGAUGUUUUCAUUGAAGAUUUAUCUACACCAAAUAUCAGUUGUCAUCAACAACAAUCAUCAAAUAUAAUUCAACGUCAACAAUCAGUUGAUGAACUUCCAUCUGAUCGACGAUGGCAAUGGUCAAAAGAAAGUGGUGGAUUAAUCGAUAAAGGAAAUCGAAAGAAAAAACAACAAUCACCAAUAACAAUUCUUACACGUAAAAAUAAAAUCGAAGAGCAAGUUGUUUAUGAAACACCUCAAUCUGAUCAAAUUCAAACAAGUGAAUGUAAUACUUAUUCAAUAAAAACCAAACAAUCGUCACGCAUUAGUCCUAUCAAUAAUCAUAAAAUAGAAGCAAAAACAAAUGAUUUUUUUGAUAUUGGACCUCAUACAAAUCCUGAAGAGAUUAUGAUUAAGAUGACAAGUUCAUCAUAA
Adineta steineri is the source of this 2310-nucleotide messenger RNA. The record is from the annotation of a GenBank genome assembly. Lineage: Eukaryota; Metazoa; Rotifera; Eurotatoria; Adinetida; Adinetidae.